AUGCUCCCCUCCCUCCCCCUCUUCCUCCUCCUCCUCCUCCCCUCCCUCCUCACCACCGCCCAAAAACUCCCCCUAGACUCCACCUCACACAACCACAUCCAAAUCACCCUUCGACCCUACAAAUCCAACUCCUGCACCAACCCCUCCCGGCGAGGCAGCGGAAAAGGCCACAGCAUAACGCUCAAAGCCAACCACCGCGCGGACAUUUCCUCUUCUUCGGGCAUCAAAAUUGGCGAAAUCACACAUAGUAAAUGUGUGGGAUUUCCGAGAGGAGGGUUUAAUAGUUUUGUGUUUGAUGGGGAGGGGUUGUAUGGGAUUGCGGAUGGGAAUGGUGAGGGGGAGGGGAAUGGGGAGGGAGGGGUGGUGAAGGUGAAGGAAAAAAUGGGGAGGUGUAGAGUGGAUGUUUUUCCGAAUAGAUUGUGUUUGGGGGAUGUUAUGGGGGGGUUGGGGGAGGAAAAUUUAUCCGAAAAUGACCGUCAUCCAUGCAUCAAGGACUUCGUGAUGAAUCUGAAAACGGGAAAACGGGGUGUGGGAAGAGGGUUGCAAUUGGGGUGA
Messenger RNA from Sphaerulina musiva SO2202, 555 nucleotides. RefSeq lists its product as uncharacterized. The transcript is spliced from 3 exons. Bases 1 to 555 code for a protein of 184 amino acids. Lineage: Eukaryota; Fungi; Ascomycota; Dothideomycetes; Mycosphaerellales; Mycosphaerellaceae. The record is from RefSeq and is a predicted model, not a curated record.